Messenger RNA from Drosophila ananassae, 1349 nucleotides. RefSeq lists its product as uncharacterized. Bases 82 to 1041 code for a protein of 319 amino acids. The transcript has 4 exons. The record is from RefSeq and is a predicted model, not a curated record. NCBI's taxonomy places the organism in Eukaryota, Metazoa, Arthropoda, Insecta, Diptera, Drosophilidae.
AAAAAUCCAGAAGUCAAAAGUCUCAAGUCCCAUCCAUCGAUCAGUUGCCUUUUAGAAGUUCCUGCCGAUCUGUCAGCUACAAUGGAGCAUUGGAAUCCCGAGACUUCAGGAAUGCCUCUGAGCCACAUGGUGCGUCCCCAGGGAUUCGGUUUGGAGCAACUGCGUCGGACACUUGGCCAUUCGGCCAUUAGGGAGCAGUGCUACUUCAUCUACGGCACCAACAACGUCCUGGAGAUCAUCGUGGGAUUCGAGCAACUGCUCAGCCAGGAGGAGAUCGAAUUUGGAGCAGAGCAAUUGGCAGCGGUGCAUGUGGCGGGGAUAAUGGUCUAUCUGUUGCAUCACGAGGAUCUGGCCGGGACCCAGGUGAAGAGGACACUCUUCCUCCAGAGAUGCUUCGAUUAUCUGGCCUGCACCGAGGCCACACACGUGCAUCAGUUGUGCGUGGAGAUCCUGACCCUGCUGGAUGCCCACGAUUCCAGCGUGAUGCUCAACAUGAUCCUGUGCUGCCGCAUGGCCAGUCCCCUGAGCACCAUGGCCCGGGUGGUGGGCACCUGCCUGCUCUGGGCCCUCCUCGAUCGCCUCACCGAUCUCGGCCUGGACUCUCACCACAUGCGUCCCUACGCCACCCUUCUCCUCGUGGUGGCUGUUGUGAAUCCUGGUGUCUAUCUGGAAUCCUACUUGCAUGCCCUCCAUCUGGUGGUGCGUUUGAUUUCCUCACUUCUGGUCCUGGGACCACUGGGCGGACAGCCGCAGAAGUUGUGCCACGAGGCGGGCAUACCGGAGGAGGUGAUGCAACUCACCAAGGACGACUCGGCGAUCAUAUUCCGCUGGCUGAUGGCCAUCGUGGAAGAGCUGCGACCCCAAAUGGUGAUGGGCAACGAUCUGGGGCAUCUCGAGGAGCGUCUGGUGCUGCUGGAGGCGGUCUGCGAGCUGAUGCAGUUGCUCCACGGCCACAUGAUCAAGUUCUACCAGGAAGCCAAGAACCUACCGGCGGCUCCCAAGGAUGGCGGUUCCAACAAAAACGUUGAAAAGUGGCGCUAGGAGAGGAGUUUUGUUUACAAAACUAUAACUGUAACUGAAGAGAGUUGCCAGAUCGGGGCAAGGGAGAGAAAAACCCAACUACGGUCACUCGAAAGCCAAUUAUUUGAGGUUAUGUUUGAGAAUUCUAUGGAAACACUUCAGUUACGAUUAAAAGUUAUUACUUUUCAUGGGAUUUCACAUCCAAAUAUCAAAUAACCACUGCACUCUUCACACAAGUAUCCUAUUUUACACCACUACUCACAAAAAGCAAGAAAUAUACUGUUAAAUAUUGAUAUUUUAACAAAAUAAAGCCGUAAUCGUGUUUGGAA